Molecule: messenger RNA, 138 nt
Organism: Peronospora matthiolae
Lineage: Eukaryota; Oomycota; Peronosporomycetes; Peronosporales; Peronosporaceae
Source: the annotation of a GenBank genome assembly
AUGGCGGUAGUUGCGGGAGAUGUACCAAUCUCGGCUGGUUUGCUGGUCGAGGUGGAGCACGUAGCCGUCUUAGAACGCUGCAAUCUCGUCGGACGCAAGGUCGGUCGAGCGUCCAACAAUCAGCGGCGCAAACCGUAG